Dalotia coriaria is the source of this 1290-nucleotide messenger RNA. RefSeq lists its product as uncharacterized. The transcript has 3 exons. NCBI's taxonomy places the organism in Eukaryota, Metazoa, Arthropoda, Insecta, Coleoptera, Staphylinidae. Bases 1 to 1290 code for a protein of 429 amino acids. The record is from RefSeq and is a predicted model, not a curated record.
AUGAAGAGUAGAACACUUGCAAUUUGUUUAGUUUUGUGUUUUCACGUCUGCGAGAACAAAAAGUCUUUGGAACACUUUAUUCGAAAGAAAGUUAUUGAUAAAUCAAGAAUCACCAUAUUAAAUACUGCCAAUGAAGAAAUAAAUUACACUUGGAUUGAAUAUCACUAUUCUUUUGAUGAUACAAAACUGUACCUAACGCACGAUCUUCCUAACGAAACAAACAUCGCUGUUAACGUUUAUUUUAAACCGACAGAAUGUGAAAACGCACGCGGAAAAGCUUAUUCCAGUUAUAUUCAAAAUUUACUGGAUGUUUUAACUGAAAACGAUGAAUUAUUUUUUGGUUACCUGAAUCAAACUGAAGAAACUGCUGAUUUAUACGCAUGUACGCAUGCAUCUACGACCGGAAGUCAUGGAUUCAAUGGCUUUCAUCCACUCCACGCCAUUUUAUCAUCCAGAUAUGCGCUAAUUUAUAGUUUUCAAAACAAGGCGAAAGAUAUUUUCGUGUUAACAUUUGUCGGGACAUUAUGGUUGGUUUUCCUUGUCGUUUUAUUGCUUCUAGCAGUGUGUUUGCGGAUUUCUACGCAUUAUUAUUCGCGAAUUUACAAUGGUAGACGUUGGUCCUGGGUGGAAAUUACUCUUUGGGCUAUUGCUGCAGCCUGCCAACAAGGUUUAAGUUACACUCCAUCGCGUGUAACAAGCAGAAUAUUCUUCCUGCUAGGUUAUAUUACCUCAUAUUUGCUCUACACGGCUUUCACAGCCGCCAUAACCUCAGUUCUAAUCCAACAAGAGAGCGUUGAUGUCGCAGUGGAUCAAUUCAACAUCAUCGGUUAUGGCGUCACCGGAAAUCAGUUUGGACCUUAUAAAAUUGCAAGUCACACCAAUAAUUUAACAAAACUGUUUGAGCAAAUCGAUACGGCAGCAAAUAUUGGUUUAGGACCGCAAAUACUCUUUGAUGAAUACAUUUCUGCGCCAGAUCAUAACGAUUACAAUGUGAUUACAUUAGAGAGUAAUAUUAGAGAGUAUAAAGAAAGUUUCCUGUUACGAAAAGGACUCGCAAAUCAACAGAAAACAAUCAAUCAAAUGUUAAUGAAAAUGUUUGAAACAGGGAUACUUAAACGAAUUAAACAGAAAUCGUUAAAAAUCUCUACAAAAGGCGAUACAAGCGAAGGUUAUUCAAGCGCAUCGCUGGAACACGUUAAAUCGGCAAUUCUACUUUUUCUUACAGGUCUGGGACUAGCAGUAAUUUUCCUUAUCAUGGAAUUAGGCGUGUACGGGUAUCGACAUCGGUAA